Molecule: messenger RNA, 972 nt
Organism: Penicillium cataractarum
Lineage: Eukaryota; Fungi; Ascomycota; Eurotiomycetes; Eurotiales; Aspergillaceae
Exons: 2
Coding region: 1-972 (323 amino acids)
Cellular component (GO): cytosol
Molecular function (GO): aldose reductase (NADPH) activity
Source: RefSeq, a predicted model, not a curated record
AUGGCCAUUCAAACGCAUUUCACGCUCAACACUGGCGCCAAGAUCCCAGCCGUGGGCUUCGGCACCUGGCAGGCUAAGCCUCUAGAGGUUGAGAAGGCUGUUGAAGUCUCUCUUAAGGAGGGCUACCGUCAUAUCGACUGCGCUGCCAUUUACCGCAACGAGACGGAGGUUGGAGCCGGUAUCAAGAAGUCGGGUGUGCCACGCGAAGAGAUCUUCAUUACCGGCAAGCUCUGGAACACCAAGCAUGCCCCCGAGGAUAUUCUGCCUGCUCUGAACAAAACUCUGGCUGAUCUUGGGACCGAUUAUCUUGACCUGUAUCUCAUGCAUUGGCCCGUUGCGUUCAAGGGCGGCGACAAAUGGUUCCCUCUCAACGAAGACGGUGUUUUCGAAUUGGCCGAUAAUGACUACGUCGCCACGUACAAGGAGAUGGAGAAGUUGUUGCCGACCGGCAAGGUCAAGGCCAUCGGUGUGUCGAACUUCAAUAUCCGGCGCCUGGAGGAACUCCUGGGCCAGGUCUCGGUCGUCCCUGCCGCCAACCAGAUUGAAGCCCACCCCUACCUGCAGCAGCCGGAGCUUCUCAAGUUCUGCCAAAGCAAAGGAAUCGUUGUCGAGGCCUACUCUCCUCUGGGCAACAACCAAACCGGUGAACCGCGUACCGUGGAUGACCCGCUGGUGGCCGAGGUCGCACAGCAGGUCAGCAUGGACCCUGGCCCUCUUCUGGCUAGCUGGGGUGUGCAGCGCGGCACUGUCGUCCUAUCGAAGAGCGUUACUCCUUCUCGUAUUGCGGCCAACCUCCAGAUCAAGACUCUGCCUGAUGAUGCAUACGCCAAGUUGACUGGUCUGGAGCGGCACAAGCGCUUCAACUUCCCGGCUAAUUGGGGCUACGAUAUCUUCGAGGAGGUUGGUGAGGAGGCUGUUCGCAAGGCAGCUGUGGCAGCUGGCCCUGCCAACAAGAUUAAGUUCACUGUUUAA